Messenger RNA from Lasiodiplodia theobromae, 2688 nucleotides. RefSeq names its product Spindle pole body component Alp6. The transcript is spliced from 5 exons. Gene Ontology annotation, cellular component: spindle pole; mitotic spindle pole body; equatorial microtubule organizing center. The record is from RefSeq and is a predicted model, not a curated record. Gene Ontology annotation, biological process: cytoplasmic microtubule organization; mitotic cell cycle; spindle assembly. Lineage: Eukaryota; Fungi; Ascomycota; Dothideomycetes; Botryosphaeriales; Botryosphaeriaceae. The coding region runs from base 1 to 2688 and encodes 895 amino acids. Gene Ontology annotation, molecular function: gamma-tubulin binding; microtubule minus-end binding.
AUGCCGCAAUCCACUCAAGAGCGCGUCGAGCACGCGCUGUCGAAGCUCCUUGAGCACCUGCUGCCCCACGCUGGAGAACCAGGCGUAGCCUCCGAUGUCAACCAUGCCGCCGACCUCAUCAAGAAGAAAUUGGUGCGCGAGAACAGCUCUCCCGAGAAGGCACUGCGCUUCACCAACCUCUAUUCGCGGCUGCUCAUGCAGCCUGUCCUGAACCAAAAAUGGGCCAUGCUUUACUUCCUCUUCCAGCUCUCCGACUCCGACAUUCCCGUCCUGCCGCCUGGUGUUCGCUCUCCGCCCCGCUCCCCCGAACACGCUCCGACUUUCCAGCCUCUGGCCGAGUCUGACCCUACAUCACCUUCCCGAUUCGCAAGGGACUACGGCGAAGCUCAAUAUGCGGACAAUCCAACAUUCAACGAGGCGUUCGCGAAUGCAGGUCUCCAGCGACUUCCGCCUGCGGAGGAUAUGCAAGCUGCCAGGGCGUCGAUUCAGGAUAGGCCAAAGACCGCCGACAGACCAAAGACAGCGGACAGGAAGAUGCGAGAAGCGCGGCGGGAAGAAGAGCCUGUGCCAGAGACUCCGGUGUUGAAGAAACACACCUCUCUUACUUCAUAUGAACCGUCGGAGCCAGCUCUCUUGCGCGACUUGCCCUUUACUCUGCAAGGCCUUUCCUCGACCAACCUUGUCUUUGCUGAUCCUUCCGUUCUCAAGUUCCCUACAACUCUCCCAGCUCCUCUGGUCAGCCUGCUUCAUACUCUGGCGGAACCAUCGCUUUUGUAUCCAAUCGAGCUCCGCUCAUAUCUUGGUCUCGUCGCCACGCUCGAAGGCCAAAUACGGAGGGCACUAGCAAUGUUGGACGACUCACAACCAAGACAAGGCAUCGGAAAAGCCGGGGUCACUCUCAAACGAUGCGUUAUCUGGACAAGAGAAGCUACCAUGGGCCUAAGGCUUAUGAGCUUGAUCGUGGAGGAGUCGAGUGGCAAAAAAGGCGGCGAACUCAUUUCCUUGAUCCAUUCCUUUUCUCUUUCACACGGCGACCCGUUUGUGGUUGCCUUCGCAGAGCGACUCCUGGCUCAUGUGACACGACCUUUCUACGACAUGCUACGACAAUGGAUUUACGACGGAGAGUUAUCAGAUCCCUUCCUCGAGUUUUUCGUCUCUGAACAACACGAGGAUCCUAAUGACGAGAAUGCCGGCAAGGGCGGUGCCACAAGCGUGUGGGAGGACAAGUACAAGCUGAACGAGAAAAUGAUCCCGUCGAUUGUAUCUGGAGAGUUUGCAAGCAAGGUGUUCCUCAUCGGCAAAACGCUAAACUUCAUUCGAUACGGCUGUGGUGAUGCGGCUUGGGUAGAAAGCUACUCCAAGGAUUCCUCCCGGGAGCUCCGUUAUGGCGAUACCACUGCGCUUGAGAGAAACAUUGGAGAGGCCUACAAAACGACCAUGGCACGUCUCAUACACCUCAUGGCCGACAAGUUCAAGCUGUUCGAGCAUCUGCAAGCGCUGAAGAAAUACAUCCUUCUGGGAGCCGGUGACUUCAUUGCGGUACUCAUGGAGUCGCUCUCAUCAAAUUUGGACCAGCCUGCCAAUACGCAGUACCGCCAUACUUUGACAGCUCAGCUUGAGCAUGCGGUACGGAACUCGAAUGCUCAGUACGAUUCGCCUGAGGUCCUCCGCAGACUGGACUCUCGUAUGCUCGAGCUCAGUCAUGGAGAAAUCGGCUGGGAUGUUUUUACCUUGGAAUACAAAAUCGAUGCGCCGGUCGAUGUUAUUGUUACCCCAUAUGGCAGUAAACAGUAUCUCAAGGUCUUCAACUUCCUGUGGCGUGUCAAGCGGGUUGAAUUUGCCCUCGGUAGCACAUGGCGACGGUGCAUGACUGCAGCGCGUCAGUUUCUCGGGGCCGUUGAGGACAAAGUCGGCAAGGACUGGAAGAUCGCCCGCUGUGCGGUGGCUGAGAUGAUCCACUUCAUCAACCAGCUCCAGUACUACAUACUUUUCGAGGUCAUCGAAUCAUCGUGGAACGAGCUGCAAGCCAGCAUGCGCAAACCCGAGAGCACACUGGAUGAUUUGAUUCAAGCACAUGCCCGAUAUCUUACCAACAUCACACGCAAAGGUCUUCUCGGGUCGGAACGUAUGGACUUCACUGGCCAGCUGCAUGAGCUCCUCAAGAUCAUGCUCGCUUACAAGGGCGCGGUCGACGGUUUGUAUUCAUUCUCGACGGCCGAAUUUGCACGCCGCCAGGAGCGCGCAGCCAAGAUCGAGACGCGCACAGCGGCAGGUAAAUGGGGUCUCAGCGAGAGAGACUCGGCAAAUCCUUCGCCCACGUCGUUUUCAGCGAACGUACGCCCUUCGUCUAUGCGCAAAGACGACGACAACUCCCCUUUCCCACCGCCAUUAUUAUCUGGAAACGCCGGGUCUGAGGACGAUGUGCUAGAAGGCUUGCGCAACAGGUUGGGCGUGCUUAGCAGAGACUUCAAGGCACGCGUGAACAUUCUACUUGGUGAUUUAUACCAUCAGCCCGACGCAGACAUGCGCUGGCUGGCCAUGGUCAUGAAUUUCAACGAAGUGUAUCAGCCUUCGCGGAGAAAGCGAGGAGCCAGUUCGCGAAGGAAAGAGGGUGGGGAGAAGGAGGCGAAGAUAUCGGGCCCGAAGUCAGCGGAGGGCAGCUUCAAGGAAGACGAUAAGAAGGGUUGA